AUGUUCACAAAGCUGGUGCCGUCUGUUAUCAGAGGAGGUAUGUCUGUUCAUGUCCCCGACGCUGCAAUGCGUGGGCUGCUUCAGUUAGGACACGGGGAAUAUGGAGUGGAAUGCUUUCGCACCUCCGCCCUCGUCCUCGCCCUCGCCCUAGCCCUAGCCCUCCCCUCCAGCAGCACCGCCGCCAGUGCGGGGCAUCGAACCGAGUUCCUCUUCCCAUUAUCUGACCAACCCUCCCACCCAAAACGUUAA
Molecule: messenger RNA, 249 nt
Organism: Gryllus bimaculatus (two-spotted cricket)
Lineage: Eukaryota; Metazoa; Arthropoda; Insecta; Orthoptera; Gryllidae
Source: the annotation of a GenBank genome assembly